Protopolystoma xenopodis is the source of this 303-nucleotide messenger RNA. NCBI's taxonomy places the organism in Eukaryota, Metazoa, Platyhelminthes, Monogenea, Polystomatidea, Polystomatidae. The record is from the annotation of a GenBank genome assembly.
AUGUUCGUCACAGGACGGACUAAAGCUCAGCGCGGAAUCAUCGGGGUCGUUGUUAAUGGAGAUCCUCCACGUUUGCCAGAUGGCAGUAUAUACUCGGACGAUCUUCGACAAUUUAUUGCAAGGUGUCUAAUAAAGGAUGAUACAAGGCGUGAUAAUUAUGUCAAUUUACUUGCCUCUCCUUUUCUUCGUAGCGUGGAUCAUGAGAUGGGUCGCGAGGUGAUGCGUGAAUUUGUGUGCAAAAUCCUUGGUCCACCUCCAAAAUCAGCUUCCCUUGAAACGGCCACGCCCAAGCCACCAUUAUGA